Messenger RNA from Aspergillus alliaceus, 1234 nucleotides. RefSeq names its product putative stress response RCI peptide. Lineage: Eukaryota; Fungi; Ascomycota; Eurotiomycetes; Eurotiales; Aspergillaceae. The coding region runs from base 255 to 734 and encodes 159 amino acids. Gene Ontology annotation, cellular component: fungal-type vacuole lumen; fungal-type vacuole membrane. The record is from RefSeq and is a predicted model, not a curated record. Gene Ontology annotation, biological process: endosome transport via multivesicular body sorting pathway. Gene Ontology annotation, molecular function: ubiquitin protein ligase binding. The transcript is spliced from 2 exons.
UAUAAAGGCACUUAUUUGACUGCUUGAGAUAUCCCAUUCGUCAAGGAUCAGGUGAUCGCAACGACGUCAUCUGACCCGCAGGCAUCUACAGUUGGAACUUCUGCUGCCGUCAUCCAAACAUCUACAAUCUACUAUCAGCACCUACUCACUUCGUGAUACAUUACUAUAGAAUACAUAGCGCGCGCGUCUCUGCCAUAUUGAAGACUUGCAUGAUAACAGGCCCAUCCAGAUAGCACCUAGUUACCGAAGCAAUCAUGUGCGGUUCAGACAUCUUCCUGGCGAUUCUCGCGAUAUUCUUCCCACCAGUCGCAGUGUGGAUCAAAGUAGGCAUCUGCACGGCCGACUCGAUCAUCAAUCUUGCCCUUUGUUGCCUCGGCUAUGUACCAGGCUUAUUGCAUGCCUGGUACAUCAUUCUCAAGUACCCAGAACUGGAUUUUGAUGAUCCAUAUUACCAACCCAUCCCUGGAGAGGCCCAUCGAAGGGACGUCGAGAAUGGCCACGUGACAUAUUACUACGUCUCUCACCAACAGAUUGAGAAUCCAUCCCAGAGAAGCUACGGUACGGUGGCGCCAGCUCAGGCGGCACAGAACCCCUCACAGCAACAGCGACAGCCUACUCCUAAGCCCCAGGGUGAGCCCGCAGCCGGUAGUAGCAGCGAUCAAACACAGAGUGAUUCACGGCCACCACCCACGUAUGCGGAAGCCGUCAAGGGUGAUCACAAGGUUCAGGACUGAAUAUAAUAGACAAGCAUGGAAGGCUUUAGGUACUGCCAUCUGUUUGUCACCUAUCGGGAUCACUGCUGUGUGUAAGGGCCGCUUGGGUUGCGGUAUGACCGGUUGUAAUUUUCUGUACUUUCUCCAGAUUUAUAGGUCAUGAAACUAUUAUUUGUAUGGGCUAGCUUACGUCUAAUGUCAAGAGAUGAAAAGAUAUCGUUUGUGUAUUUUCUUAUCGCUAUGACCCUGGUAUGUGCUUCGGACUUAGUGAUAGAUCCGCUCCAUUCUAUGUAGAACCGCCGUCGACAAUUCAAAUCGAAAAUUCUCAUAGAUACGUACAAGUAGAUAACUGCGUAUCAUUACUGGAGCCAUUCUCAUAUAUCCAGACAUAUUGCAUGGUGGAAUGAGCAUACCCACGCCACAAUCACUUAUCGUGUUUCUUAUCAGAAACCCGAAGAAAACCGCAGGCGAUUCGAUUCCGCCGACUUUCCCGCCUUCCCUUUGGAAUCCACUCCCCAACC